Molecule: messenger RNA, 1556 nt
Organism: Vanessa atalanta (red admiral)
Lineage: Eukaryota; Metazoa; Arthropoda; Insecta; Lepidoptera; Nymphalidae
Product: lipopolysaccharide-induced tumor necrosis factor-alpha factor-like
Exons: 3
Coding region: 159-395 (78 amino acids)
Molecular function (GO): zinc ion binding
Source: RefSeq, a predicted model, not a curated record
AAAGAUAAGUCUACCAAUAAAUAAAGAGGCCGCAGCCGGCAGCAUGCUUUUAGACUUUAGUCGCCUCACGCCUGUUGAAUGUAUAGCUAGUCAGUACGCUUCGACAGGAGUUAUAAACCGUGCAAGUGUUUAAUAUUAGAAACUUACGUUCAGUUACAAUGAACAUUUCAGCAGUUGGACCGAACCCAACACCAUUGGUCUGCCCAUCUUGUAGGGCCAGUAUAGUGAGCAAAGUGGACCACAAGGCGACCACUAAGACUCAUCUUAUUGCCUUCUUUUUAUGCCUAUUCCUAUGCUGGCCUUGUAUUUGCGUUCCGUAUUGUGUCGACUCCUGUCAAAACGCUGACCACUAUUGUCCGAGCUGCAAUGCCUACCUUGGAACUUAUCAAGGAUAAUUUAUUAACAAUUUAUAUGGAUGGAAUUUAAUUAUAUGGAAAUUGAUUGUCAGCUGAUAAAUAUAUCAGGGGUGUGUUUAUUGACGACAAUUCGCAGUAUCGCAUUAUAAAUAUAUUAUAAAAAUUUAUACUUUUAUCUUAUCACGAUAAAACCACUGAAACUAUCGCAAUUUAAUUUGAAAAUAUGAUACAAAACAAUACACAGGGAACAGGUAGUUAAUUAAUCUUAUUAAGUAUUAUAAUAAACAGUAUAUAAUAAUAUUAAUGUAAGUCUUCGAAGAGCACUCGCGCUUAAUGCACAAUUUUUAUCAUCCAAUAUCUUAAUGUUUUAUACUAUUGAGAUUAUUAUUAUUAUUUGAAACUAUAUAAUCCUUUUAAUAUGCGUGAAAUUGAUUAAAGUAAUUGCAUUCACAAACCAGCAAGUUAAAUAAACUGACCUUCAGGACACUUUCACGUCAACCAUUUCUUGCCAUUUCAAGCCCAUCGCGUUGAAUGGACGAAACAGACAAAUACCUCAUAGUUCGACCGACAGCUUCUUCAAAUACAUACGACUACAUAUUGUUAGUUUGUUAUGAAUAAUAAAGGGCUCAUGGAUAUAUUAUUACUACUACGAGUUCCGUUUUAUUAAUUUUAAAUACUUAUAAUUACAUUUUUGUAUUAGCAUUUACCAUAUAAGUUAUAGUACGUACAUAAAAAAAAAUAGAAAAUUCAAUAAUAAUAUACUAUAUGUACUAUACCAAUCUAUUCAAUUAUAUCUGAUAUAUUUUGUUUAAAAUAUACUUUUAUUCACAUUUUUAUGUCUUUUAAUGUCGCAGUUAACUAGUAAAAUUAGCCUUUUUAUUAACAGUCUAGGCAUUUUACAAAACUGCGCCGUUCAACCAGUACGACGGUCUGAGUAAGAUCAGCAAAUACAUCUUCCGUUUAUAGGUUAGGAUUAUUUUGAUUAAGGCUCUCCUGAAUAUUUAAUUGUUUAAAUAAAAUUUAAUAUAUUAACUUUCAGCAUGUUAUCGUAUCCGUCUCUGUUUUCAACAGAAUGUAAAGUGCUUACACUCUAAGAACUGAUGUAUUCACUGAAUGUCAUAUAGGCUGCUGAUUGAACGGUGCAGCUAAGUAAAAAGGCUAGGCUUUUAAUUAAAUAGUUUAUUAAGCUAAGCUAAGCCU